Molecule: messenger RNA, 4023 nt
Organism: Galleria mellonella (greater wax moth)
Lineage: Eukaryota; Metazoa; Arthropoda; Insecta; Lepidoptera; Pyralidae
Exons: 2
Coding region: 1-4023 (1340 amino acids)
Biological process (GO): DNA integration
Molecular function (GO): nucleic acid binding; zinc ion binding
Source: RefSeq, a predicted model, not a curated record
AUGUCAACUAUCGAUACAAAAAAAUUGAAGAAAACACGAGCCUCGCUACGGGGUUUACUCACAAAACUAGAAAAUUAUAUCACGACUAACGAAACAAUCCCUCAAGAAGAAAUUCAGUCAAGACUUCAAUCACUUCAAGAAACAUUACGAAAAUUACAAGAAAUUCAACACGAAAUAGAAACAGAAUCACCAGAGGAACAACUUAAUGAAGAAAUAGAAACAAGGUACGACUUUGAAGAGAAAUGUACAAUUUUAAAGACCAAACUUUUGAUACUACAAAACAGAAAUCACGAACCCACCGCAGCACUACAGCUAUCCCCAUCACCUUCGAGCACCAAUUCACGUCAAGACAGAAAUCCCAAAAUGAACUUUCAACCAUUUCAAGAAAAGGAAACCUUUAAAAAUUUUACGAAAAGAUUAACAGUAUAUUUCUUAUUAAACAACAUUGAAGACCCUAAAAUUAAAGUAUAUAUAUUACUAUCGGCGUUAUCUCCUGAACUUCAUGAAAAGUUACACGACCUAUGCUCUCCUGAGGAUCCAAUUAAUAUGAACUUUAUAGAACUUACUCGUACACUAGAUGACCACAUAGAUCCAAAACCGAGUGUAUGGGCAUUACAACAUAAAUUUAUUACACGGGUACAAAAAGAGGAUGAAACAGUAGCAAUGUACGCCUCCGAAUUAAAGAAAUUGUCCAACAACUGUGAAUUCAAAUGUCAAAACUGCCAUAAACCAACCUUAGAAAGCUUCAUAUCACUGCAAUUUAUCCGAGGAUUGAAGGACAGUGAUAUAAGAAUAAGAAUCCUACAAGACCGAGAAACUCCACCUUUUACGAGAUUGGUACAAAUAGCUACAUCCAUGGAAAUGGGAAAAUCGGAAAACAUACGAAUGUCUACAGACAUCCACAGAUAUUCUGACAGCCUCAAUAGAAUUACAAAUAUAACAAGUAAAAGUAAUUAUGCUAAUACAUCACCAUCUCAAAUACAAAAUCGAAGACUACCAAUAACAAUAAAAGAAUUGAAAGGAAAAUGCUACCGAUGUGGAAAAAAUGACCACCAGUCUAAAGAAUGUGGUGCUCUAAAAUCCAUUUGCAUGAAGUGCAACAAAACGGGUCAUCUAGCGCGUGUUUGUUUACAAAGAAACCUAAAUAUGAAUAAAUUAGAUGAUACGACAAGUAAUACGAGUGAUGACAACACGGGGGAUAUUAAUCUCAUGAAAAGUGAAAUAUCAGAAAAAUACAUGAUCCCAAUAAAAAUUGAGAACAUACCAAUCAAUAUGGAAUUUGACACUGGAGCAACAUUGUCAUCAAUAUCCCUGAAACAAUUCAAGAAAUUGAAUAUCAGAAACCGAAUAUUCAAAACUGAUAUGAGAUUAAGAACAUACACUGGAGAAAUUAUUAAACCCUCAGGAGUUACUUACGUCAAAUAUGCAUAUAAAGAUCAGACCUUUAAUGGAAAAUUAUAUAUAAUCAACCAAGACGUUGACGCAAUUUUUGGCAGAAGCUGGAUGAAAGAACUUACAAUAAAAUUAUCAGAUAUCAAUAUAAUACGAAAUUCAGAACCAUCUACGAAUCUUGAUCAAUUAUUAGAAGAAUAUACGAACACUGUAUUUAGGACCGACUUAGGAAAAAUACCAAAUUACCAAGCUCAUCUGAAUCUCAAGGAUAAUAUACAACCUAUAUUUAUUAAACCUCGUCGUAUACCGUAUGCUUUAAAGGAAAAAGUUGAUGUAGAGAUAGAGCGACUAUGUUCAGAAGGAAUCUUAACUAAAGUGGACCAUGCGGAAUGGGGAACUCCAAUCGUACCGAUCAUAAAACCUAACGGCACUAUCCGUUUAUGCGCAGACUAUAAGGUAACCCUUAACAAAUGUAUCAAGGAUGAACAAUACCCAAUCCCCAUAAUUGAAGACAUAUUCGCAGAAAUGAAUGGAGGGAAAUACUUCUGUACCUUAGAUAUCAAACAAGCCUACCUAAAUUUAGAAAUGGAUGAAGAAAGCGCCCUUCUACAAACGUUAAGCACACACAAGGGAACUUAUAAAGUAAAUCGAUUGAUGUUCGGUGUUAAGGUAGCACCUAGCCUAUGGCAAAAAUUUAUGGAUCAAUUACUUCAGGGACUAGAUGGAGUCAAAUGCUUUUUUGAUGACAUUAUUAUUCAAGGAACCUCAGAAGAUCAACUCCUAUCACGACUGAGACAAGUUCUUCAGAAACUCAAAGAGAGUAACCUGCGCGUCAAUAGAGAAAAAUGCAACUUUUUUAAGCGAAGUAUUAAUUACCUAGGACAUAUAAUAGAUGAAGAUGGACUACAUAAAAAUAAAGACAAAGUGAAGGCCAUUAUGAAAACAGAGAGACCAAAAAACGUAAAUGAAUUAAGAACCUUUCUUGGUAUGGCGAAUUAUUACAAUAAAUUUAUACCCAACUUAGCCUCAAUAACAAAUCCCCUAAAUGAAUUACUAAAGAAAGAAAAGGAAUUUCAAUGGUCCUCCAAAUGUGAGACAAGCUUUAAUAAAAUUAAACAGGAGAUAUUGAGUGAAAGAGUACUCAUUCAUUUCGAUCCCAAAAAACCAUUGAUAAUAGCCACGGAUGCUUCUCCAACAGGAUUAGGAGUUGUUUUAUCUCAUAAACUAAAGGAUGGAUCUGAAAGGCCAAUCGCAUUUGCUUCUCGAUCACUUUCAACUAGCGAAAAGAAAUAUAGUCAAAUCGAUAAAGAAGCUACAGCCAUCUUUUGGGGUAUAAAAAAAUUUUUUCACUACUGCUACGGUCGGAAGUUCACACUGAUAACUGACCAUAAGCCUCUUACCUCAAUCUUUCACCCACACCACACACUUCCAGCCCUAAGCACAAUGAGACUGUUCCAUUACGCACAUUUUCUAUCAGGAUUUGAUUACGAUGUAGAAUACAGACCGGCAUCAAAACAUUCAAAUGCUGAUUAUUUAUCAAGAUUUCCAGUGGAAUAUGUAAAAGAAAAUUCUAGAGAUCAACACUGCACAUUCCAACAACAACAAAUUAAUACGCUUGAUGUCCGACCAGAACUUAUAGCUAGAGAAACAAAAAUAGAUGAAGAACUUAAAAUAUUAUUGGAAGCACUAAAAACAGGUCACUCAGUACGACAACAUGGCUAUAACGAUAACGAACUUACACUUCAAGACAAUUGCAUUUUGAAAGGAACCCGAGUUGUAAUACCGCACAGCCUACGUAGCCGUGUUCUUGACGAACUACACGAAGGACAUAAUGAACCCCCAAAAGCGCCACUACACCAUUGGGAGCAACCUACAGAACCCUGGCAACGACUGCAUAUCGACUUUGCCGGACCUGUACAGGGUUACCAACUUUUAGUUGUCAUAGAUGCCUUCACAAAGUGGGUUGAAAUCUAUCCUACUAAGAUUACUACAAGUUCGUGGUGUAUUACUAAACUGAAAGAACUGUUCACUAUAUUUGGAAUACCACAUACAUUAGUAUCAGAUAAUGGACGACAGUUUAUAUCUCAAGAAUUCGACUGUUACCUUUCCAACUGUGGUAUAAAACACUCAAAAUCAGCUCCCUACCAUCCAGCGACUAAUGGCCAAGCGGAGCGCUAUAUACAAACAAUAAAAAGGGCGCUACGUGCAAUGGAGGGGGAGAGGGGUGACAUUAAUGAUAAACUUCUGACCAUUAAGACACGACUCAGACGUACCCCGACCUCCAAUGGUCGAACACCAUAUCAGCUUCUGUUCAAUCGAGACAUUAGAACCAAGCUCCAUGUCAUGUUCCGUACCACACCACCACUAGCGGUAGCUGAAUUGAACAACAGGCCUCCUGUCAAACAAAUGUAUAUAACAGGUGACCGGGUCCAGGCUAGAAGCUACUCUGUACGCGGGCCAAAAUGGGAAUUUGGCAAUAUAGUAAAUAGACUGGGACGAUUGCACUACGAAGUACAGACCGACCAGGGAGCUGUGUGGCGUAGGCACGUGGAGCAGUUGUUACCGGCUCCAGGAGUCCAGCAGUGCAGAAUAGCGGCGGAGGACUGUUAUAUACUGGCCACCAGUCGCUAG